AUGUGUCAGCUGAUUUUAAAAUCAGCUGAUACACGGAGCCGCUGCAUUUUCACUCUGCAGAUCGAGCUCGGGGGACAUACCUGGCCCCCCAGGCAGUCUUCCUGCGGUCAGUGACCGCGAUCUGCAGAGUCUAAUCGCAGAGAUAGCCUCUCACUGCGAUCUGAUCGCAGUGACAGCCUGUCACGGCGAUCAGAGUUACUAUGUGUCAGCCUAUUGUCAGCCCCCAGGCAGUCCCCCUGCGGUCAGUGACCGCGAUCUGCAGAGUCUAAUCGCAGAGAUAGCCUCUCACUGCGAUCUGAUCGCAGUGACAGCCUGUCACGGCGAUCAGAGUUACUAUGUGUCAGCCUAUUGGCUGACACAUGUAACAGCAGACAGAAUCCCCCUGCAGAUCGCGGUGGGGAGCAUGCCUGGCCACCCAGGCACUCCCCCUGUGGCCAAUUACCGCGAUCUGCAGGAGGUGAUCACAGUGACAGCCAGCCACUGUGAUCACUGA
This is a messenger RNA of Pelobates cultripes (western spadefoot toad), 493 nucleotides long. The record is from the annotation of a GenBank genome assembly. NCBI's taxonomy places the organism in Eukaryota, Metazoa, Chordata, Amphibia, Anura, Pelobatidae.